Molecule: messenger RNA, 3964 nt
Organism: Manis javanica (Malayan pangolin)
Lineage: Eukaryota; Metazoa; Chordata; Mammalia; Pholidota; Manidae
Gene: CCNJ
Product: cyclin J
Source: RefSeq, a predicted model, not a curated record
GGCGGCGCGAGCGCACCGGCGCUGGGCCCGAGCUGAGGCCGGCGCUUCGCGGCCGACUGUCCGCAGCAUGAGCGGGGCUGGCGUCCCCCGCACAUCGGCGGGGCUGGGGCUGUGAGGGCCGCGGUUCCGGACUGAAGUUGCCGCGUUUGCCCCGGCCGCCGCCCGGUCCCAUGGAGCUGGAGGGUCAGUGGUGGCGGGGACAGCUGGCUGCGGAUAUUCAUCAAGCGCUUCGGUACAAGGAGCUGAAGUUGCCUUCCUACAAAGGCCAGUCCCCACAACUGAGUCUUAGAAGGUAUUUUGCUGACUUGAUUGCCAUUGUGAGUAAUCGCUUCACACUCUGCCCUUCUGCCCGACAUCUUGCUGUCUAUUUGCUGGACUUGUUUAUGGAUCGGUAUGACAUCUCUAUCCAGCAGCUGCAUUUAGUUGCACUUUCCUGUCUGCUUCUGGCAAGUAAAUUUGAAGAAAAAGAAGAUAGUGUGCCUAAGCUGGAGCAGCUCAACAGCCUGGGUUGUAUGACUAAUAUGAAUCUAGUAUUAACAAAACAAAAUUUGCUACAUAUGGAACUAUUAUUAUUAGAAACCUUUCAGUGGAACCUCUGCCUUCCAACAGCUGCCCAUUUCAUCGAGUAUUAUCUCUCUGAAGCAGUACAUGAAACAGAUCUUCAUGAUGGUUGGCCAAUGAUUUGCUUGGAAAAAACUAAACUUUAUAUGGCCAAGUAUGCAGAUUACUUCCUGGAAGUAUCUUUGCAAGAUUAUGCCUUUCUAAAUUAUGCACCUUCUUUAGUAGCUGCUGCAUGUGUGGCUUCUUCAAGGAUUAUACUUCGUCUUUCUCCAACGUGGCCUACAAGACUGCAUCGUCUUACUGCUUACUCCUGGGAUUUCUUAGUGCAGUGCAUAGAACGGCUAUUGAUCGCUCAUGAUAAUGAUGUGAAAGAAGCAAACAAACAGAGAGGACAGGCAGGACCUCAGCCAGCACAGCUAAGUGUCUUCCAGCCACCCUCCCAGCCCUUGCGGCCAGUUCAUGGGCAGCAGCCUCAGUAUCUCCAUCAGACUCAUCAGACCGCACUGCAGUAUCGCCAUCCUGUGUUGGAACAACCGGGCUGUCAGCAGAUUGUAUCUACCACGCACACCUCAUCUUACACACUACAGACAUGUCCUGCUGGCUUCCAAACUAGUGUUCAGGGCCUGGGGCAUGUGCAGACUGGUGUUGGGAUGUCACUGGCAAUCCCAGUAGAAGUUAAACCCUGUCUGAAUGUUUCUUAUAACCGGAGUUACCAGAUAAACGAACAUUACCCUUGUAUUACUCCAUGCUUUGAAAGGUGAUUUUAUGCGAAGGUAAUACCUGACCCAGACUGUUUUGUGACUUGAAGCUCUGGGGGCUCUUUGUACAUGGCUCCUUAAGAGAAAAGGGAUUCAAGUUGCAUCAGAACUCUUCAGAAAUCAACAGCAAGAAGACUGAAUAUCCCUUUCAGUUCACUGUGAGUACCUGGGAAGACUGAGAAAACUCUGCAAAUACUUUUAACAGUAUGUAUGUCAAAUCCUGUUAAGACAAAUUCCUCUAUAACAAAAAUGUUCCAGCCCUGGCUGAUGGUCCAAAUAUUUCAAAAAUAUUUCAAAAAUGUUCAAUACAACAGGAAAUUUGGACAGACUCCAAUUUUCCAUUUUGAGAUUUGAGCUGUGGUAGGCUUUUGAUGUUGGCUUCUGUGUUAGAGACUAAUGUUUAUCUGUGGACUUGCCAAACAUUCUUUUUAUGAAGGAAAAUUACAGUAUUAAUUUUUGAAGAGGUCCUUUUUUAAUUCUGCAGUUUUGAGUUACAUUUUUGAUUUACAAAUGAAUUUUUGAGUAAGUUUAAACUCAUGAAUUCAUAGCUAUACUAUGCCAAUCUGCUCAGUAAAAAAAAAAAAAAAUUAGGUAAUUCUUUAUAACUUUUUAUCACAGACAGUAUGGGUAUCUGGAUUUAUGUACUAAAAUUAAGAGUGGAGUAGAUUCCUUAUAGUAAAAUCAUGGUCAAAUUUUUGUUGUUUUUUUCCGCUAAGUGAUCAACCUCAGAUCUUUAGAAUUAAAACACAUUUAACUCAGGGAAUUUGUACUACUUGGAAACACUUAACUGUAAUGCAACAUGUUUUGGGAAUGUUGUAGUGUGAACUACCUUUAUAACUUAGGUUACAUACUCCUGCUAGGAUGUGUUUUCAAAUGAGAACAUAAUGGUAGCUUAGAAUGAAUGAAGAGGUGGUUCCUGUCAUUCAUAAUACAUAUAGAGGCUUUGCAUUUCUCAGUGCAAUCAGUGAUUUAUACUCAGAUUUGAUAUUACUUUAAAUAAUGUUUUUCCAAGGAAAGGCAUAACUGUAAAAUGUCAGUACUACAAUAAAGUCCCAUAGAUUUAUUUUGAAGUGGAAUGUGGCCAGGGUAGUUCUCAGGUUGUUCUAGAGCAGCACUUCUUUAUGUGGAAAACAGGUUUUAUAAGCAGCUUUGAAUCCACCUAGUCAUUGUAAGCUGGCAAAGGUACUGAUUACUAAAUUUCAGUAGCCACUUUCAUUAGAUUGGCCCCAGAACUGCCCUGGGACAUUUUACUGACUGGUACUAAGGGAAGACAGCAAUAAUAAAUUGUUAGCAAGGGCAGUUUUGGGGUAAAGAAUUUGGAGGGAAUAAACUUAAAAAGGAAAAGGGAAAAAAUCCUAACUGAAACUGUAUACAUUGUGCUCUUAUCUGUGGGAGAAGAGAGAUUUGGUGGAGGGAAGCUUUCUGAUUUAAAAAUUAGCAAGAUGUGUCAUUUUGUGUUUUUUUUUUAAUAUAGCACUUGAGUUAGAAGGGAAACUGCAUGGCAGGUAUGUGACUGCCACAAUAUGCAUUGAAGACAAACUUACAAAGAGGUGGGUAUGCAGCAGGAGUCUUCAGUAAUCAAGCCAAUGGCUUUUGUUGGUAAGGGAAGGGCCUCAACACAGUAAUGGACUGAUCCAGAUGGCUCCAGUGGAUGAAUGUGGGUAGAUAGUUUCUGCAAGCAUGAAUUCUUUAAGAGAAUGUCCUUUCUUUAAAAGAAGGUAACUUUUAUAAUUAGAGUACAUAGGGCAUGAUGUGGACUUAUAGUCUGGUAGGUAAAACAAAAAACCACUCAGGUAAGAACACUCAGUCAUGGCAGUUUUCAAGCAUGAAAAUUGUUUUCUGAAAGUACCACUUUUCCUCUUACAGAAGGCUGCGAAUUGGAUUUUUGUAUUUCUCAUCUCAAGAGAACUUGAAUUAUUUGGGGGAAGUGGGUUCAAAAGAGAAUAAUACAUCUUUCACAUUCAGAACCCAGCACCUAGUGUCCAAUUUUCAGUAUUUUAACUACCUCAGUAAUACUAUGAAUGUAAGAUACUGGGAUAGAGAUCCCAACUUGAAACAACAACUGGUGCCUAUGGUAAUUUAAUGUCUUAUCAAAUGCUUUUAUUGAUUGGUCUAAAUGUCAUCCUUGUUAUAGAAUAUGCCUUUUAAAAACACUUCUACUAACACUUUCCCAGUUUAUAUUUUAAAAAACUAAAGAACACUGGAUUAAUUUGGGGGGGGGUAGAAUAAAAUAAUUAAUUGGUUACUAUUGCUGCAUACCCAAGGUGGGGUGGUUGGACAACCCAGAACUAUUUUUUAAAACAUUAUGUUUCAGUAUAAAUACAACUCACAACUGCUAGCUUUGGGGGGUGGGGGGAGUUGUGUGGGUUUUGUUUUGUUUUAAUUUAUUGAUUAGUCUUUAGGUCUUUUUUUUUUUUUUUUGAGAUUACUGGACCAUCAUUAAAUGUGUACUGUGAAGAGGUUAAUAUGUAUAAAGGGCUUUACCAAAGUCCACUAAAUAAACACUACGCAAGUACAGACUGCAAACCAAAUGUAUGUGUUAUAACAUUAAUUGCAAAUAGCAAGUAUGGUGCUAAAGUCUACACCAAUGGAAUUAGAUGAGUGCUAUGCACUUAAUUUUAAAAUAAAACUAGUUUUCAGUAAAA